AUGGGUCUAGGUGAGUUAAAAGGCGAUAUUAUGAAAAAAGAUUUUAUAAACAAUGAAAAUAUUUUAUUAUACGAUGAAAAAGUUGAUAAGAAUAAAAAGAAAAGAAAAAAGAAGAAAGACAAUAAUUGUUUUGUAAAUUUACGAGAAUGGACAAUUAAAGUUCAAAAAAGAUAUGCAAAGAAAUUAAAAAAAUGUGAACAAGAAAAAUCUGCAGAAAAUAAUGAAAGUAGUGUUCAAGUUGAUCAGAAUAACUAUCAGUCAUCAUGCUCUUCUUCCUUCAAAUCGCGAUCUAGUCUAGGAAAAAAAAUUAAUUAUUCUUCGGACGAGUCAAAUUUCGACUCAGAUAUGGAGCUAAGAAUAAGGAAAUAUUUAAAAUUAGAUUAUAAUGAUAAUUAUAAAAAAAAAAAAAAGAAAGAAAAAGAAAAAGAAAAAGAAGAUAUUCAAAACGGCGAGAACGAUGAGAGCGGUAAAAAGGAUGGGAACGGUGAGAGUGGCAAAAAGGAUGAGAAGGAUGAAAACGAUAAAAACAAUAUAAACGGUAAAAACAAUAUAAACGGUAAAAACAAUAUAAACGAUGAAAACAGUAAAAACGAUGAGAACGAUAAAAACGAUAAAAACGAUAAAAACGAUAAAAAUGUUCAAAGUGAUAAAAAUGAUAAAAAUGAUAAAAAUGUUCAAAGUGAUCAAAAUGAUAAAAAUGCUAAUAGUGAAUGUUGUGAAGCUAGCCAUAUUGUGGAAAGCGUCACAGGUCUGGAUAAACAGAAUGAAACUGAGGAGGGUCAAAACAUAGUAGUGAAUAACAAUAAGAACGAAAAAGAUAGCAGUAAAGAUAAAGAAAAAUUUGAAACUGCCGAAGGGGUAGUAACUAUCAGUAAUGAGAAUGUAGAUGUGAAGGAGGAAAAACCAAAAAACGUUACAACAAAACAGCAGGGAGACAUAAACAAUUUGAUAAAAAAUGAUGGAAAAAAUGACACGAAAUUAAAUGCUUGUAGUUCAAAUAAAAUGAUUAAGGAUUGUACAGAUCAGGAAAAUAUCAAAGAUAAAAAUCAACAGCUUAAAAGAAAUUACCCAAAUAAUAGCAAGGAUAAUUUAGAUAAAGGUAAUAAUCAAACCAUGUGUAAAAAUAUUAAUAAAAAUAAUAAUGAGGAUAUGAAAAAGUGGAGCACACACGAUGAUGGUGCGCAUGCAAAUGAUAAUAAAAGUGGUAAAGCCGAAAAGGUCGUAAAGGAAAAUAACAACACGGAUUGCAAACUAAAGAAAAAUAAUGCACCUAACGUUCGAAAUGAUACCACAAGUGGUUUAUAUAAUAUCGCUUAUGAGAAAGGGAAAGUGGAAAAAGAAGAGAAAGGCGUAGAGAAAGGCGUAGAGAAAGGCGUAGAGAAAGGCGUAGAGAAAGGCGUAGAGAAAGGCGUAGAGAAAGGCGUAGAGAAAGGCGUAGAGAAAGGCGUAGAGAAAGGCGUAGAGAAAGGCGUAGAGAAAGGCGUAGAGAAAGGCGUAGAGAAAGGCGUAGAGAAAGGCGUAGAGAAAGGCGUAGAGAAAGGCGUAGAGAAAGGCGUAGAGAAAGGCGUAGAGAAAGGCGUAGAGAAAGGCGUAGAGAAAGGCGUAGAGAAAGGCGAGAGAAAGGCGCAGAGAAAGGCGCAGGGAAAGGCGCGGAAAGGCGCAGAGAAAGGCGUAGAGAAAGGCGCAGGGAAAGGCGUAGAGAAAGGAGUAGAGAAAGGAGUAGAGAAAGGAGUACAGGAAGUAAUACAGAAAAGAGUACAGGAAGAAGUAGAGAAAGGAGUACAGGAAAAGGCAGAAAAGGAAGGAGAAGGGGAAAAACAAAAAAAUAAUUCAAAUCCUCGCAGUAAUUCUGUAAAUGCAAAAUUGUCGAAUAAUGAAAUAAAGUUAGAUUGUGAAAAAGGUACCGAUGGUGAUAUUAAAAAAGAUGCGCAUCCAGUAAAGAAGUAUGCAGAAGAGCAUAGACAUCAUAAUGAGAAUUCACAUGGAAGGAAUGAUAGAGAUAAAAAUUGCCAUUCUACCUCAAAGGAAAGUGCAAAAAAAAAUAGUCAUAAUAAAAAACAUGUGGAAAAUAUAGAUAGUAAAAAUGUAAAAGACGAAGGAUCAAGUAGGAAAAAGUAUUCAAAUAGUUAUAACAAAGAAGAAGGUAUAAAAGAAAAGGAUAAAAAAAUUUCUGUAGAUAAAGAUGAGUCUAAUUGUAUAGCUGUUAACUUAAACAAUAACAGUAAGUCUCGGCUGGCACAAAAUUUGAAUGAAAAAAAAAAAAGAGAUAAUUCGCAUAAUAGUGUACGAAAGAAUACACAGAAUAAUGACUCUGUUCAUAUUGAUAAAGAAAGGGAUAAGACUAGAGAGAAAGAAAAGGAAAAAGGUGAAGUAGAAAAACAUGAAAGGAGAAAUAAACCAAGUGAAAUGGAAAGAGAAAAUGAAAAUGAGAAGAACAAACGGAGAAACAGAGUAAGAGAUAAGGAAAGGGAAAAGGAGAAGGACAGAGAGAGGGUUAAAGAGAGGGAGAAAGAAAGAGAUAGAAAUAAAGAAAGGGAGAAAGAAAUAGAAAGGGUUAAAGAGAGAGAACGGGAAAGGGAGAGAGACAGAGACAGAGAAAGGGACAGAGAUAGAGACAGAGAAAGAGACAAGGAAAGAGAAUGGGUUCGAGAAAGGGAGAAAGAACGGGAGAGAGAACGAGAUAGAAUGAUUCAAAAGGAUAGAGAAAUGGAGAGGGACAGAAAUAGAGAGGUAGAAAGGGAUAGAAAUAGAGAGACAGAAAGAGAUAGAAAUAGAGAGACCGAAAGGGAUAGAAAUAGAGAGACAGGAAGGGAUAGAAAUAGAGAAACAGAAAGGGAUAGAAAUAGAGAAAGAGAGAGAGAAAGGCAGAUUGAAAGUGAUAAGAAUAUUUCUAAAAAUACAGAAAAAAAAAAUUCUAAAAACAACAAUUUAGGUCAUGAGAAUUUAAAAAAAAAGUAUAAUGGAAUUGAAUCAAAUAUAAAUAGGAAGAGGUUACAUAUAAAUGAAAACGAUAGUAAUAAUAGUAGUAAUCAUGCAGCAAAGAAAAUUAUAAUAAAUGAUGAAGAUGCACAUUAUGAGCUUGGAGAUAAGGAUAGAUAUGUUUACAACUCUAGUGAUAUGCAUUCAAGAAAAUAUUAUUCCAACAAAAAUAAAACAAAUGAUAGUGAUAACUGGGAAAAGAAAAUGUCCAAAUUGAAGGAAAAAUUAAUUAAAAAAAACAUGAACAAGUAA
Molecule: messenger RNA, 3231 nt
Organism: Plasmodium malariae
Lineage: Eukaryota; Apicomplexa; Aconoidasida; Haemosporida; Plasmodiidae
Product: conserved Plasmodium protein, unknown function
Exons: 2
Coding region: 1-3231 (1076 amino acids)
Source: RefSeq, a predicted model, not a curated record